Messenger RNA from Anneissia japonica, 1423 nucleotides. Its product is annotated as sulfoquinovosidase-like. Lineage: Eukaryota; Metazoa; Echinodermata; Crinoidea; Comatulida; Comatulidae. The transcript has 2 exons. The record is from RefSeq and is a predicted model, not a curated record. Gene Ontology annotation, molecular function: hydrolase activity, hydrolyzing O-glycosyl compounds. Gene Ontology annotation, biological process: carbohydrate metabolic process. Bases 1 to 1257 code for a protein of 418 amino acids.
AUGGGUGAUCAAGGGGUGCGCGUCAGUGGUUUAUGGAUCCAAGAUUGGGUCGGUCGCAUCACAACCAGCUUUGGUCGGCGCCUAUUUUGGAAUUGGGAGUGGGAUCAGAAUCAAUAUCCGAACCUCGAUAAUGAAAUUGAAAAGUUAAAAGCAAAGGGAGUAUCUGUUCUUGGCUACAUCAAUCCAAAUUUGAAUAUUGAAGGUGACUUGUUUAAGGAAGGAGAAAAACUUGGUUACUUUGUCAAGAACUCUACAGGACAGACAUACAUAACUGAUUUUGGUGAAUUUUACUGUGGAUCUAUUGAUCUCACUAAUCCAGAUGCUUACACCUGGUACAAAGACGAAGUCAUCAAGAAGAAUAUGAUUGAAUUGGGAUUAUCUGGAUGGAUGGCGGAUUUUGGAGAGUAUAUGCCAACUGAUGCUGUCUUCUACAACGGUCGAAGUGGAGAGGUUAUGCAUAAUGCUUGGCCUGCACUUUGGGCUCAGAUUAAUUACGAUGCAGUUAAGGAAGCUGGUAAACUCGGUGAGAUUGUGUAUUGGAUGAGGGCAGGUUAUACAGGGUCUCAACGCUACAACACACUCACAUGGGCUGGUGAUCAACUGGUGGACUGGAGUCUCGAUGAUGGAUUAGCUUCAGUUAUUCCAGCCGCAUUGUCAUUGGGUAUGUCUGGUCACGGGCUACAUCAUUUUGAUAUCGGUGGCUACACCUCUUUAUUUGGCAUCAGGCGAACUGAAGAACUACUUCUCCGAUACGCCGAGCUUGCUACUUUUACCCCAGUCAUGCGCACGCACGAAGGGAACCGUCCUUCAGAAAAUUGGCAGGUUUACUCCAGUAAUGACACGCUUCAAGCAGUUGCGCGCCUCGUGAACAUUUUUGUAACGUUAUCCAACUACACUAAAACAGUUGUGAAAGAAAAUAGCGAGUUUGGCAUACCAACACAACGACCAUUAUUUAUGCAUUAUGAGAACUGUUCGAUAUGUUACGCCAUUAAAUAUCAGUACCUCUACGGACCAGACCUCCUGGUGGCACCUGUCUUUGAAUCUCAAAAAGAUAAAUGGACAGUAUUUCUUCCUGAUGAUGAAUGGGUUUUUCUGUGGAAUGGCAAAGAGUACCAAGGAGAAGAGUAUCAUGAAGUAAACGCUAGUUUGGGGCAAAUUCCAGUUUUUUAUCGGAAAAGAUCCAAAUGGGCUCCGGACUUUAGGAAAAUGAACUUAAUGGAACACAAUACAAGACACAAUGUUCAUGAAGACCUUUGAUGAAAUUUACUAUAGGCCUACCCAUAUUUCUGGCGGGUGUCUAAAACGAAGACCGAAGACCCAAAAACGACGACCCCUAUUUUUUAUCUUUUAUUUUAAUGAUAAUACACCAGGCUGUCAUAAAAUCAAAAUUACGAAUUUUUUUGGACGUCUGUUUGUGAAAUUU